Messenger RNA from Thelazia callipaeda (thelaziosis nematode), 237 nucleotides. Lineage: Eukaryota; Metazoa; Nematoda; Chromadorea; Rhabditida; Thelaziidae. The record is from the annotation of a GenBank genome assembly.
AUGUGGUAUUGUGCAUGCGAUGUGAAGCUUCCAGUUGCUGAAGAAAUAUUAAAGAGACCGAUUUUCGUAUUGGGCGAAAAAGCUCAUCCUCAGAAUGGCUGGUUACCACCGAAAGCCAUCGAUCAGAUUCGCGAGGCAAUAAAGCAAGAUGUGUCAAAGAUAACUAAGCGAAUGGAUGAAGAAGAAAUGAAAGAAGGAAUUGAAGAAGCAUGGUGGGGUGAACCUCUCAAAUUUUGA